Naegleria lovaniensis is the source of this 597-nucleotide messenger RNA. RefSeq lists its product as uncharacterized. NCBI's taxonomy places the organism in Eukaryota, Heterolobosea, Eutetramitea, Acrasida, Naegleriidae. Gene Ontology annotation, molecular function: chitinase activity. Bases 1 to 597 code for a protein of 198 amino acids. The transcript is spliced from 4 exons. The record is from RefSeq and is a predicted model, not a curated record. Gene Ontology annotation, biological process: chitin catabolic process; cell wall macromolecule catabolic process.
AUGAAACUCCCAUAUGCCCUUAUUGCCUUAGUAAUGAUGAUGAUCAUGAUCGCUGCGGGCGUGAAGGCCAUCUCCACCGAUCAAUUAAUGGCAGUCAUGCCAAAAUUGAAAAGAACUAAGGCGGAGGGAUAUCUUCCAUAUUUGAAUCGGGCCAUGAGUGAUGGUAGUAUUAAUACUUGUUGUAGAAUGAGUGCGUUUUUGGCUCAACUUGCCCAUGAAUCGGGAGAUUUGGCUUGGUGGACUGAAUUUUCUUCCGGUGAGCAAUAUGAAGGAAGAAAGGAUUUGGGAAAUAUUUAUCCAGGAGAUGGUCCAAAGUAUAAAGGCCGCGGUCCAAUUCAAAUAUGUGGUAGAGCAAAUUAUAGAGCUGCUGGCCAAGCUAUUGGUGUGGAUUUAGAGAACAAUCCAACAAGAGCAUCAGACACUGAUGUCGGAUUUAAAACAGCUGCAUGGUUCUGGAAUAGUCGUUCCCUUAAUAAGUAUGCAGACUGCUCUCAAAGUGGCUUUGACACCAUCACCAAGAAGAUUAACGGAGGCUACAAUGGCAAAGAAGAUCGUGACAAGAAAUUCGCAAAUGCCAAGUCUGUUCUUGGAUGCUAA